This is a messenger RNA of Scatophagus argus, 1921 nucleotides long. It is a transcript of the gene il12ba, whose product is annotated as interleukin 12Ba. The record is from RefSeq and is a predicted model, not a curated record. Gene Ontology annotation, molecular function: protein binding. The transcript is spliced from 8 exons. Bases 593 to 1675 code for a protein of 360 amino acids. NCBI's taxonomy places the organism in Eukaryota, Metazoa, Chordata, Actinopteri, Scatophagidae.
CCCAGAAGAUUUCUCAGUGUCAUAACUUAACUUUUGUUAGUUUGAACCUUGCUCUCAUACAAUAAUGUGACAACCUGAAACAAUGUCGUCACGGGGAGCCCCGCGUGCUGGGGACAGUUCAUAGAGUCUAUCAGAAACUUCGGAAGGCUUGGCACUGAACAGGUAGCCUGUCGGUCGCAGCUAAUGGGUUUUUGGCAGCCAGUGAAACCGAAAAGUGAAAUGUGAAACCUGCCAGCCUGAAAGCGAACAAACAGGUUAGUGCUAAUACAAGCUGCGGCUACCAAACGACGUAAACAUUAAAGAGUCCAGAUAUCCACGAAUACGCCUAUCUAUACUUAGACUGUGCAGACCUUUAAGGGCAAUGAGGAAGAACUGCUGCAUCAUCAGCGCGGCACAUGAAGUGGAAGUGAGAAAAAGGUGGCUGAAUACCUCUGCUCAGUUAGAGGUCUGGUUGGAAAGCGAAGUUCCUCUGGACUUUUUUGUACUCGAGGCGAUGUGGGGAAAUUCGUCCCUGAGGUGUCUCACAUGUCACUCGCAUAAAGCUCGCUCACCAUCGCGAUGAUCGCCAUUAUGCCCGGAAAUUAAUGUCAAGAUGAAGUUAUUUAUUUUCAGCAUUGUCUGUGCGUUUCUACAAGUCAGUCAGCAAAAUCCCAAGAGCCACUGGACACUGCUGCCACACAUUUUGGUUGCGGAAGUGGAUGGCACUUUGGGCCAGCUGCCCCUGAGCUGCUGGGCGCAGGAAGAGGAGCUUAAAAGGAGAAGCAACAAUAGUCAGGACAUUUUUUGGAAGAAGAAUGGAGAGGAGGAAGCACAAAGAGGAAACUCAUUCUUAGUGAAGCUGGAAGAAAGCUUAGGAGGGGGCAACUACACCUGCCACAGCAAAGACGGAUCACUCCUCAAUCAUACUGUGGUCCUGAUCCAGGAGGAUGAAACAAAGAGGAGGAAGAUUCUUGUGAAAAAUGACGAAGGAGAUUAUCUGAGGUGCUCUGCUCAAAAUUUCAACGGAAAGUUCUCCUGCUCUUGGACCUGGCACAGCAGUCGAGUUGGCAAAGUAGCAUUCGUCAAAGCUCGACGCACUUCAGAUGACAGUGUCACCCACUGUUCUGUGGAUGCCAGUGGCAGGCACUGGACAUGCUCUGCAGGUCAGAGUAACUUGGUCUGUUCAGUGGACGACGUUGGAUUCAGGAUCUCGUGCGUGGACAAACAGCACUGUCCCUACGCCGAGGAGAGCCAGCAGAUCCACAUCACCAUCUACGUGAGGACUCAGCACUUCCUGGUGGAGAACUACUCUCUGCGCUUUUUCCUGUCAGAGAUAGUGAAACCUGACAAGGUGAGGAUCAGUAAAGUCAACACUACGAUGAUAGAGUGGAGUUACCCAAGCUCCUGGAGCAGUCCCUUCUCCUACUUCCCCCUCAGUUUCCAAAUUGCACUACUCAAAGGGCGAUGCACAAGAUGUGACAGUCCAUGCACAGACUCAAAAUCCACAAAGACCUUGACAGUCCACUCCCCAAACAUUUGUCAGUUUGAAGUCAAGCACAAUACUAGAGCCGUCUGUGUCCGAGCUCAGGAUGCCUUCUGCAACUCACAGUGGAGCGAGUGGAGCCACUUCAGAUUGAGAAGAGGCAAGAAGAACAAGAAGAACAAAAAGAACCAACGUCUGCAAAAUGGAGAAUGAGCCUAACGGGGGCAGAGACGAUGCCUCAAAAAAUGUCAUGUUUGUUACAUUCUUUUAUGUAUAUGUAUUAAUCUUAUAUCAUGGGGUGUGUAAUGAUAAGUGAAGAAAUAAAAUGAAAUUUAACAGUCUUUCUUGGUUCAUGGCUAAUGUUGGACAUCAAUGCUGGCCUUUCGUUUGUUUCACAGGUACAAUGAACAGCUUCUCCUUGUCCCAAUCACAAUUUAAAGAAGUAUUAAAAAACCUGAA